AUGGUGAUUGUGACUCGUCCAGUUUUGACUGUUCCUGUUGAGAUUCCUCAGUUGCCGUUGUUGGUAAUAGCUACAGUAAAAACAUUAAUUAGUAAUUUAUUUCAGGUGCCGGCAACUUCAGAUGAAUGGAAAAACGUUGAAUCUGGAUUUAGGCAACGAUGGAAUUUCCCAGGAUGUGUAGGAGCUUUGGACGGCAAACACAUUGUAAUACGUGCCCCUACCGCUACUGGAUCCGAUUAUUACAAUUACAAAAAUAGUUUCAGUAUUGUAUUAAUGGCUUUAGCCGACUCCGAUUAUUGCUUUCUGUAUGUUGAUGUUGGCGCUAAAGGAAGAGGUUCUGACGGAGGCAUCUUCCAAAACAGCUCGUUAUACAAAGCUUUCGAAACAAACUACUUUGCAAUGCCAAAUGACUUUUUGAUUGUUGGAGAUGAUGCGUUUCCCUUAAAAACGUAUUUGAUGAAACCGUAUAGUCGGCGUAACAUGUCCUAA
Onthophagus taurus is the source of this 489-nucleotide messenger RNA. Lineage: Eukaryota; Metazoa; Arthropoda; Insecta; Coleoptera; Scarabaeidae. The record is from RefSeq and is a predicted model, not a curated record.